AGUGCAAGAGUGAUUUACAGAUGAGUGAAUGAGAGAGAGAGAGAGAGAGAGAGAGAGAGAGAGAAAGAGAGAGAAUGGAAAGAAAUUCAGGUCCUACUCAUAUGAAGAAAGAAUUGACCAGAGGGCCAUGGGCGGCAACAGAAGACCAAAUCCUCAUUGAUUUCGUUAAAAAGAACGGUGAGGGAAAGUGGGAAAGAGUCUCAAAGCAAACAGUUCUCAGGAGGUGCGGGAAAAGCUGUAGACUACGUUGGUUAAAUUAUCUCCGACCCGACAUUAAAAGAGGAAACAUAUCCGAAGACGAAGAGGACCUCAUCACUAGGCUCCACAAGCUUUUGGGAAACAGGUGGUCUCUUAUAGCGAAAAGGCUUCCAGGCCGGACCGAUAAUGAGAUAAAGAACUACUGGAAUUCGACCUUAAGGAAGAAGUUACAGCUAGGUGGACAGCAACCCAAGCGUCCGUAUCUGAAGAAGAAUAUCGCCACCAAAGAUCGAUGCAAUGAAGUCGCACCAUGCAUGGACAAUAUAAAAGCUCCUUCCGUAGACAAGAGGAUGGCAGCAGCCCCUGCGGACGACCCUGAAGACUCUACUGCAAAUGCGACGACCGUACCAAAAGCCAAAUUAGGCCCGCCGACGUUGACAUUGCCAGUGGCUAGUGAUGAGAAAGAUGGUUGUCCAUGGAACGACUUUAUGGUUGAUCACAAGCCAUGUACUGAGAUUUGCUCGUCUGAUGAGUUCAUGGAACUGUGCACUCAGAUAUUUGGUGCCGAUGAAUCCGAAACAAGGUUUGAUCGGAUGUGUGGUCCGUCGUCCUCAAACAAUAACCUUCAGGAUAGGGAUAUGUCUGAAGAGAUGUUGUUUAAAUGGGCAGCUGAAUUGAUGGAUAACUGAUUCUCAUUGAUUAAGUGAUUUCUUUUACUCAAAUAAAUUUAUAUUGGCUUCUUA
Punica granatum (pomegranate) is the source of this 941-nucleotide messenger RNA. The record is from RefSeq and is a predicted model, not a curated record. NCBI's taxonomy places the organism in Eukaryota, Viridiplantae, Streptophyta, Magnoliopsida, Myrtales, Lythraceae.